Messenger RNA from Pestalotiopsis fici W106-1, 4161 nucleotides. RefSeq lists its product as uncharacterized. The record is from RefSeq and is a predicted model, not a curated record. Gene Ontology annotation, molecular function: polygalacturonase activity. The transcript has 15 exons. NCBI's taxonomy places the organism in Eukaryota, Fungi, Ascomycota, Sordariomycetes, Amphisphaeriales, Sporocadaceae. Bases 1 to 4161 code for a protein of 1386 amino acids.
AUGUUUUUACCUUUGUUUUCUGCCUGCUUGCUUGCCCUCCCUCUUUUGGCAAGCGGCAGUAUUGACAUAUCCGCAUUCAUUGAUGACUUCUUGGAACAGUGGAAGAUUGAUAAUCCUGAUCUUGAGUCCGAUCAACUCGCCCAGGUCAUUGACACAGCCAAUACCGUGAAGGAGGCUGUGCUGAAUCCUACGCAAAACAAGAAACGGACGUCAAAGCACCAGUCGCGUGCCCCUUACAAGCCGUCCCAUCCCCACUUCCGUCGUCAACUCGCCAAUUCCACCGCCAUCAGCAAUUCAACACUCGAAGAGGCCAGGGCUCUGGUUCUCGAGGCCCAAAAGGAGGCCAACAUUCGGAACCGAGAGCGAUUUCAGAACCCCCGACUCAACAACUACUAUGACUCCUUCUCUACCGAGGCAGCCAGAGUGAGGCGUAGAGCCGAUGCAGAGGCUUUCGCAGUCAAUUCGACUGUGGCCGCUGCCGCCGCCAUGGUCGCUGAAGCGGAUGCCGCAACUAUGAAGCCCGUGGAGUACAAAUCCAUACCGGCAUACAUGCUUGAACUCAGUCCAUCACAUGGUACCGAAUCAAGUGAAAGCACUGGCUUGUCCAAGCGUGCUGAUAGCUUUUGGAUGGAGGACAUUGACCACGUAGGCAAGGUGCCAUUUGGAGGGUCAGAAAAUGAUGACUACGUGGUCUUUCGCAAUGUCAAGGAGUACGGCGCUGUUGGCGACGGUUUGACAGACGAUACAGAGGCCAUUAAUAAUGCCAUGAAAGAAGGUAAUCGAUGUGGAGAGAAUUGUGGCGGAUCUACCGUCAAGCCGGUCAUUCUUUACUUCCCCUCAGGAACAUACCUUGUCAGCUCUCCCAUUAUUGCAUACUACAACACGCAGAUGAUUGGCAAUGCAAAUUCACUGCCCAUUAUCAAAGCGGCCAAGUCCUUUGUUGGUCUCGGUGUUGUCUCAUCAGAUGUUUAUACCGGCAAAAAUGAUGGCAAGGACCAGUGGUACAUUAACCAAAACAAUUUCCUGAGACAGUUGCGUAACUUUGUAAUUGAUGUCACCGAAGCCGAUCUGACCGACUGUGCGGGAGUUCACUGGCAAGUUGCACAAGCCACCAGCAUCCAAAACGUCAAAUUUUACCAGUCGGAUUCCGCCGAUAAGGAACAUGUUGGUGUCUUCGCUGAGAAUGGCAGUGGUGGUUUUAUGUCGGAUCUGCAAUUUUUCGACGGCGCUGUUGGUAUUCAGUGUGGCAAUCAGCAAUUUACGACGCGAAACAUGGCCUUUGUCGGAUGCCGUACCGCCAUUGACUUGCUAUGGGAUUGGGGUUGGACUUGGAAGUCUCUCCUCAUCAGCGCCACAGAGUACGCCGUCAAGAUGAGCGGUGAUUACCGGGGUGGCUCAAUAAUGUUUGUCGAUUCAACAAUCAUUAACACCCCCACGGGAAUCUACGUUACGACGCCCAAGGGUGGCACUGCGUCAGAGCAGUUCUCCAUAACCCUUGACAACAUUGAAUAUUCCUCUGUUGGUACCAUGGUAAACCACGAGACUGCCGGAGUAUCUUUGGCAGGCGGCAGUGGAAGCAUCGAGUCUUGGAUUCUUGGCAAGGUCUAUGAUCAAAACACCCCCAAUGGCAAGUAUCAAAGCGGAGGCUCGCUUUCUGCUUUGCAUCCACAAACAGAAGAAUUGAGAGGUUCUACCGGAUUUUUCGAGAGAGAAAAGCCUCAAUACGCCGAUCUUGACGCGAACACAUUCAUGUCUGCCGCUAUCACUAACUCUGGACGUUUGAAUCUAGGCGAUGGCGUUACCGAUGAUACCUUUGCUCUUGCGAUCUUGUUCCUCCUCGCAACAAGGCUCGGGCGACCCGUGUAUAUUCCAUUCGGGUCUUAUAUCGUGACGCAAACAGUCAAGAUACCGACUGGGGCCAGGGUUGUCGGUGAAUGCUGGGCACAGAUCGUGGCCAGGGGUGCCUUCUUCUCAGAUAUUGAUAACCCACAGGUCAUGAUCCAGGUCGGCGAAUGGGGCGAUGCAGGUGUGAUUGAAAUCCAAGACUUGAUGCUCACCACCCAAGGGCCGACAGCUGGUCUUGUUCUCAUGGAAUGGAAUGUUGCUCAGAGCAAACAGGGUUCCGCCGCCAUGUGGGAUACUCACUUUCGAAUUGGUGGCGCCAAGGGCUCCCAACUGCAGGUUGCCAAUUGCCCCAAGCUGACGGGAUCCGUCAACCCGAACUGCAUUGCUGGCGCCAUGAUGCUCCAUAUGACUCAAGUGUCAUCUGGAUAUCUCGAAAAUAUCUGGGCUUGGGUUGCAGAUCACGACUUCGACAGUGGACCUGAUCAGACUCAGAUCGAUAUUUACGUCGCACGUGGAAUGCUCAUUGAGAGUACCGGUGGGCCUACAUGGAUGUAUGCCACUGCUAGUGAACACUGCAUUCUAUACCAGUAUCAAUUAUAUGGAGCUGAAAACGUUUACAUGGGCAUGAUUCAAACAGAAAGCCCUUAUUUUCUGCCUCAACCUCAGGCUCCAGCGCCUUUCAAGAAUCAGCUUGCGAACUCACCGUUUCCAGGUGACCCGGACUUCAGUGAAUGUACUUCCGACAACCCUCAUUGCGCAGCAGCAUGGGGGAUUAGGAUCAUCGGGUCCACCAACGUGCAAAUUCUCGGGGCUGGCCUCUACAACUGGUUCCAAGAAUAUACCCAGCCUUGCGUCGAUUCUCAGGACUGUCAACAACGAGUCGCCAAUGUUAUCGGCAGCGGAAACGUUUGGAUUUACAAUCUAUACACGAUUGGAACGGUGGAAAUGAUCAAUCUCAAGGAUGCUAACCCAAUCCUUUCCAAGGACAAUACCAACACGAAUGAACACCCGUUCACUUCCAUAAUCAAUGCGUGGUUGGUUGCAUCGAGUGGCGAGGGAGAUUUGUCUGUUUACGAUGGCACGAGUGACGACGAUGACUAUGAGGAAGUCGUGACUGACCCGAACAGAAGCCCCUGCAGUGCUCAUUACACAAGUUUGGACCAGAUUGAAGAAAACGCCAAUCGCAUCCCGGAUUACUGCUACGACAACUACCUGGUCGACGUUGAGCUCAGCGUUUUGAACCAAGCACUGGCAGACUAUGACGACAUCGUUGCGGGUGAUUAUGAUUCGAAAUUCGAUACCUAUGAGCGCGUCACGAGGCAACAAGUGCCGGCCUCAAUCGAUGCUUACAUGGCCGGUGCUCAGGCCUCGGGCAACUUCCGCUGCACAAAAAAUGUGGCCGUCUUCUGCUGUUCCGACUGCACAGGGCCUUAUGGCGGAUGCUCCUCGUGCGACAAUUCGGCAAGUUGUGUUGAUGGCCAGAAGACGGUUGACGUCGACUGCCCUACAGUGAUCAAUGACCCAUACGACAUUUAUUCCCCAUCACCAGGGACGAUUACUUACAUUUUCACCAACGAAGACAAGUUCUAUUCCGAGAUUCUUGACAACUAUGGCGUCCAGAGGGACUGGAUCAAGCCUGGGGAUCGCCUCGCCAAACUAGCCAACGGCUGUCAAUACCAGGCAGACCCGAUCGAAUGCGGCAAGACGGCUAAUACAUGGUGGCACGGCUACCCUAUCGUCGACGAAAUCACUAUUCCCGAUCCAAAAGAAGUCAUUAGCAAGUCCUACGACCGCUCUCGCGCGCUCGCCAUUGGCAUAGCCGACAGCCAUCGGUUUGCAAAAUACGGCAUUGACUUGGCCGGCCAGUCAGACCUGACCGACUCGGUGUCGCUGCCCGCAUUGAUGAUGUCAUCAGCGGUCAGCAACAUGCGAGACGUCGUCAAGGUGGCCGACGACGCGGCUGAGCAGGAACGAAAGGAAAUUAUUGCCAACUUCAUUACAGGUAUCUUCAUGUUGAUUCCAAUGGCUGGCGAGUUGGCGGGGGCAUUGGGCGGUGCCACGAUGAAGGCCAUUAUCGGCAUGGCUGGAGAGCUCGCUAACGUUGGAUUGACAAUCUACGAGAUUAUCGAUAGUCCCGGAAGCGCUCUUACAACCAUCUUGGGAUUUGCCAUGGGAGGUGGCUCUAUCAAGCCUUUUAGAGACGCCGCAAAGGCGAGACGUGGCAUGGUUCAGUCAGAGAAAGACAAGCUGAACCCAAGGACAAAAGUGGAUCUUGAUAGAAUCGAUGCAGCACGAUCUGCAUGCUUGCGGAAGUAG